This is a messenger RNA of Selaginella moellendorffii, 1566 nucleotides long. RefSeq names its product spore wall maturation protein DIT1. The transcript has a single exon. The record is from RefSeq and is a predicted model, not a curated record. The coding region runs from base 1 to 1566 and encodes 521 amino acids. NCBI's taxonomy places the organism in Eukaryota, Viridiplantae, Streptophyta, Lycopodiopsida, Selaginellales, Selaginellaceae.
AUGGCAAGUUCAUAUCCAAAGGACAAGAUUGCAUUCCUGUACAUCCACAGAGAGAGUGGUGAGAUUGGCUUCGUCUCACAAUCUGCGUCCAGGCAUGUCCCAGUACUAGCAGCAAAGUGUGAUUUCUUGUUCUCCUCCAUGGUCGCGAGUGACAAGGCGGAAGAUUUAGAGGCGGCUAAGCAGGCCACACGCUCAGUUGCUCCAGAGAUGAACAAGUACACCAUUUCCAUGCUUGGAGCAGCAGCUGACCAGGAGUGGACAGCCACCGUCUACGAGAGAUACAUUGGGAACGGGUUCGAGGGCGUGGUUUUCAUCCAGGAUCCCAAUCUCCAGGAGGAGGACGGCGAGAGCAUGAGCUAUCUGGCCUCUCUGCUGCUGGACAACGGCGUCAUGACCAGAGAUUGCCUUCUGGAGCCCUCCAGCUCGCACACACCUCAAGAGGUGGACGACAUCACCUCCCAAGUUGUGGACAUCAUCGAGAAGAAUUACAUCCACUUCCCAAAGCACGACCAGUGGUUCACAAGUGGGGGCAAGCAGAGGUUUGCGGACAAGGUGAGGUACCACGUCGCAAGAAACAUUCCACUCGAGUUCGUCUUGCCCGCAUUUCCAGUCAAGUCGUGCAAUCCCGACAAGACUCUGGGAAAGUGCCCGGACAAGGCCGAGGAGCUGGCCAUCCAUUCCAUGAAGAUUGUUGCGGAUCUCAUCAAGGCCGUGUAUGCUCCAGGCGUGCACUACAACGUCGCCUCGGAUGGCCAUGUCUUCUCUGAUCUCGUCGGCUCGGACGACGCUGCUGUGGAUUCUUACGGCGAGAUGUUUUGGGAGAUGGCACACAAUCUGUAUCCCGGCCUUGUCAAUUUCUUUCGCCUGGAUGAGUUUCUGCUGGACAACCACAGUGACAAAGACAUUGCAAAGCUUAUCUCCAACACCACCGUGGAGCAUCCCGUUGCGACUGAGCUCACCGCCAAUGCAGAGAAUGCCAGGCGAGCUCUCAUGUGCUUGUUUGGAUGUGACGAGUCAACCGUCACCAAGGAGAUCAAGGAGGACCCGGAGACACGCAAUCUAUAUCGUGGCUUCUCCAGGUUCAUGCUCGAGGACUUGUACGAACACAAGAGCUGCAAGAAUCUCCCGUCAAAGUCGGCCAAGAAGAAGCUGUGCAGCCAGGUUGCCUUCCUCAUGAUCCUCAGGAACCGUGCAUACUCGGCCAUGGUGGAGUGGCUCUUCCCUUUGCAGCUGCGCAUUUCCAUCCACCCGCAUCCAAACAGAGGUCCCAAGUAUGGCAUCAACAUCAUCCAUUCCUCUCUAGUGGCAGCGCAGCGUUCUUCCGAGGAGAAGAACUUCCACAUCCCAACACCAUGGCACAACGCGGUGGUGGAGCUGGCAGAUGGCAAGUUCAUGCUGCUGCACUCCAAAGUCAUCCGAGGUUCGAGUAUGCAGGCCACAGAAAUGGCCUGUGAGCAGCUCGAGUUGAGUCAACAGUUGGUUCUCAAGCGUCAAGGCUACAGAAUGACGCUGGUGACAUAUCCAGACGGCAGACCCAGCCACUACAGGCAGGUCAGUGUCUGCUAA